Moesziomyces antarcticus is the source of this 3159-nucleotide messenger RNA. RefSeq names its product mif4g ma4 domain-containing protein. Bases 1 to 3159 code for a protein of 1052 amino acids. NCBI's taxonomy places the organism in Eukaryota, Fungi, Basidiomycota, Ustilaginomycetes, Ustilaginales, Ustilaginaceae. Gene Ontology annotation, cellular component: nucleolus. Gene Ontology annotation, biological process: ribosomal small subunit biogenesis. Gene Ontology annotation, molecular function: RNA binding; protein binding. The transcript has a single exon. The record is from RefSeq and is a predicted model, not a curated record.
AUGCCGUUCGAUCCGCGCACAAAGUCGCGCCACACCACAGCGCUUCCCGCUGCACUGCGCGACGAGCUCGGCCUGCCACCGCCCUCCAAGCGUUCCUUCCGUCCCCACCACCGCGGCGGUCCUUCCAACGCGUCAUCAGCACACUCUAGAGGAAAGCCACAGCUCAAAGCAAUCGGUCGUCCCCAAAGCGCACUGAACGGUGCGGCCAAGGGCACGCCUCGUGGACCCAUCAAGUCGCUGCGUAAUCAGGAGAAGGAAGCCCAAGAGCAACAGCAACAGCAUCGCCACGGCAAGCAACCUGCUCUCCAGAAUGCACCCAACAACCGCGCUACCGAGGCAUCCUCGUCGUCCACACCGGUGCCCAAGCGCAAGCCCGAGAAGCAACCGGAGCAGCCGCUCAAGGUCAUUAAGAAGCACAAGAGCGAUACCCCCUCUCAGCGAUCCGGAAGCGAAAGCAGCAAGCCACACAAGACGCGCCUCAACCCCUUCACCGGCGAGAUGGAGCGUGUGCAGCCAGCCAAGACCAAGGCUAGCGCAUCCAAGCAGACGGCGCUGCAGAAGAUGCUCGCGCGCGCCGAAGCCGGUCCGUCGUCUUCCAAGGGCAAGGCCAAGGCGAGCGACGAUGCGGGCGCAAAGAAGAAGAGCCGACGCAACAUGAACCAGCAGGAGAAGGAGGAGGAGGACGAGAUCAGGUGGCUCGAGUACCAGCUCGGAAAGAGCCGACAGGGCGAUGAUGUCGUGCGCGACGACCUCGACGACUUCCUCGACGAUCUUGAUCGCUUCCAGGUCGGCAUGUACGACCACAGCGACAGCGAAGAUGAUGAUGAGGAGCAAGACGAAAGCGACGACUCGGGGCUCGAGACCGCGAGCGAGCAAGAGAGCGAUAAACAGGAAGAAGACGAUCAAGAUGCGGACGAGACAGGCGAGAGCGAGGACGACAAGGAAGACCUCGACGACGAAGCCGUGUACGACUUUGACUCGAACGACGAGGAUGAUUUCAGCAACUGGGAUGCUGCCAUGGCCACCACCGAUGAGGAAGACCAGGAGCAGGAUCAGGACGACGAGCCGUCUUCUGACGAGGCAGACGCCGACUCAGAGGCAGAAGAGGCACGCGCCUUGAUCUCGGGCACAUCCCCCACCGCCGACCCAUCUAGAUCGUCUUCUGCAUCAGCUCCCGCCGCCCCUACAGCGACCAGCGCAUCUUCCACAAGGUACAUCCCGCCUGCCCUGCGAGCAAAGCUGGCGGCGGAAGAAGGCGCCUCCUCGACCUCCUCCGCCAAGGUAUCGCAGGGGGUCGACGCCGAGAUGGACCCGGUCGCAGCGCAAAAACUGCGUCGCCAGGCGCAGGGUCUGCUCAACCGCCUCGGCGACGGCAACAUCGACACGAUCGUCACCGAGUACGAAGCGCUCUACCGCACGCACGCGCGCGCCCACGUCACCGCGACCGUGACGCAGCUCAUCCUCGACACGGUCACGUCGCGCUCGAACCUCAUCGACACCUUUGUCAUCCUGCACGCCGCGCUCGUCGCGGCGCUGCACAAGGUGGUGGGCGUCGAGUUUGCAGCGUACUUCAUCCAGCGUCUCGUCGAAGAUCUCACGCGCCACUACGACGAGCUCAAGCGCUCUUCCAACCAGCCGCCAGCGGCAGGCGAGGAGGAGGAUGUCAAGGGUAAAGAGUGCCUCAACCUGUGCGUUCUUGCGUGCGAGCUGUACAACUUGCACGUGGUGGCGUGUCCGCUCGUCUACGAUCUCAUCCGCAUGUUCCUCGGCGAUCGCCCCGAAGAUUCGUCCGCGACUGCGGAGGUUGGCGUGGGCGAGGUGGACAUCGAGCUGCUGCUGCGCACGAUGCGGUCGUGCGGCCACCAGCUGAGGCACGACGACCCUACGUCGCUCAAGGCGAUCAUUGCGCUCACGCAGACGCGCGUCGCCGCCUCGCCAGCCGCCCUCUCCACACGCACCAAGUUCAUGCUCGAGCGUAUGGUGGAGCUGCAAAAGUCCAAAGCCAAGGGUUCGAGCGCCGAGGCGGCGAAUCCCAACAGUGCGGCGGGGCAGCUGCUUGCGCGCAUGAAGAAGUUCCUCGGCGGCAUGGCCAAGAAGCGCAGCGUGCGCAGCCACGAGCCGCUGCGCAUCUCACUCAAGGACCUGCGCGAUGCGGACAAGAAGGGCAAGUGGUGGCUCGUGGGUGCAGCCUGGACGGGCCAGACGGACCAGACCGAUGCACAGGGGCUCACCAAGCUGCUUCCCAUGAGCGCUCGCUCUGACUUCAUCCAAUCCUCCUCCACCCAGGCCACCAUUGACUCGGAGCAGAGCGAGCUGCUCGACCUCGCCCGAGCGCAGGGGAUGAACACCGACGCGCGCCGCACCGUCUUCGUCACACUGCUCACCGCCGACGACUACAAAAACGCCGCCGAACAGGUGCUUAUGCUCAAGCUCAACGACGUGCAGCGUCGCGAGAUCGUCCGUGUGCUGGUGCACUGUGUCGGCUCCGAACGCGUCUACAACCCGUACUAUACGCUUGUGGCCCAGGAGGUGUGUCGCAACGACCACGGCAUGCGCAUUACGCUCCAGUACUGUCUCUGGGACUUCCUGCGCGACAUUGGCCAAUCCGAAGUCGGCGGUGAGAAGUUCGCCGCCGCUGGCUUCGCCAACGACGACAAGCAGGUCGAUCCGCGCCGGAUUGCGAAUCUCGCUCGCGCAUAUGCGUGGUGGAUCACCCACGACUGCCUCUCGCUCCAAGCGCUCAAAACGGUCGACUUUACCCAGGUGCAACCAAGACCAGCGCAGUUCCUGGGCAACCUUGUGAUCCACCUAGUGCUGUCGAUCCAGUCCAAGAGUCCCGCCAAGACGCUGCAUCUGCCAACGGUGACAAAGCCACUCCAGCAAGAGAGGUUGGUCAAGCUGCUGCAGGCGAAUCUGCUGGGUGGGAGUGCGGACCUCGCGCGCGGGUUGCUGCUCUUCCUCAGCACCAAUCUCGACGCGCGCAAGCAGAGGCACUUGAUCCUUGGCGACGACAGGGCCGCAAAGACCCAGCUCAAGCCGCUGCUCGAUACCGUCAACCAUGCCGUUCGACUCAUCACACACACCGUCCAGGCGAUUGUUCAGCAGCAAGACACCACAGGCGUCGACGACUCGGACAUUGCUUCUGACGACGACAUGUAG